Auanema sp. JU1783 is the source of this 492-nucleotide messenger RNA. The record is from the annotation of a GenBank genome assembly. NCBI's taxonomy places the organism in Eukaryota, Metazoa, Nematoda, Chromadorea, Rhabditida, Rhabditidae.
AUGAAGUCUGUGUUACUAUCAACUCUUUGUAUAUUUUUAUUUUCUGUUAAUGUCAAUGCUGAAAGUGUUCAUUGGCAAUGGCGAGAAUUGAUUUGUAAAGGAACUGAAAAUCAAGGAGAAGAGGAUGCUACACCUUGUGUGAUACAGCUUAAAGAGAAUGAGAAUGAUACUGAGCCUCGUACCGUUCCAUUCGAUACAUGUACAGAGGAAGAAGUCAACGGCAAAGUUCGUAGUUAUUGUAAUAUUGUUUGUCCAACAGCAGCCACAGCUUAUAGAAUAACUCGUUAUCCCCAAAAUCAUAAAUCAUGCUUCUCUCAUAUUACAUAUCGAUUGGAGAGACGUGAUGAUCAAUUCUACAUGUGGAGGGAAGGAAAAUGUCGUACGAGUGAUAUCCGAUUCACUGUUCGUUGCGAGUUUUCUUCUGCCAGAGCCGAUUUCAAAGAUGAUGAUUCUCUAUUCGACGAGACCAAGAAGCUCUUGGCCAAGUCAUAA